This is a messenger RNA of Phyllostomus discolor (pale spear-nosed bat), 1617 nucleotides long. RefSeq names its product olfactory receptor 1361-like. NCBI's taxonomy places the organism in Eukaryota, Metazoa, Chordata, Mammalia, Chiroptera, Phyllostomidae. The coding region runs from base 215 to 1150 and encodes 311 amino acids. The record is from RefSeq and is a predicted model, not a curated record. Gene Ontology annotation, cellular component: membrane. Gene Ontology annotation, biological process: G protein-coupled receptor signaling pathway. Gene Ontology annotation, molecular function: G protein-coupled receptor activity; olfactory receptor activity. The transcript has a single exon.
ACCUCUGUCUCUUUCUAGGAGACUCUCUGUUCCUUCAUCAAUAAAGUGAACAUAAUAAUUACUCAUAGAGUUAAGUUUUGGUCAGAUCAUGAAUAGCUAUUAACAUCCUGAUUCCAUCUUUAUUUUAUGCCUUUCUUUUCAUCAAGACGAUAUUAGGGCAAGAAAAAUUUUUGAAGCUCCAUCCUCCAUUGUAUUCCUUAGUUAUACCAGCGGCAUGAAACCAGGAAACCACACAUUCAGUGUCUCCGAAUUCCUCCUUCUGGGCCUGUCUGAGCAGCAGGGACAGCAGCCUCUCCUCUUUGGCAUCUUCCUGAGUAUGUACCUUGUCACCCUGGUGGGGAAUGUUGUCAUCAUCCUGGCCAUUGGGUCUGAUCCGCACCUUUACACCCCCAUGUACUUUUUCCUGGCCAACUUCUCCCUCACAGACCUGUGUUUAUCAUCUACCACAGUCCCUAGGAUACUGGUGAACAUCCUGGCCCACAGGCACACCAUCACCUAUGCUGCAUGCCUCUCUCAGAUCUACUUCUUCCUUUGGUUCAUUGGUUUAGAUGUUUUCCUCCUGGCGGUGAUGGCAUAUGACCGGCUUGUGGCUAUCUGCCACCCCCUUCGCUACACCCUGGUCAUGAGUCCCAGAUGCUGUAUCCUGCUGGUGGUCAUAUCCCUAAUCCUCUCUCAUUCACACUCUCUAACCCACACCAUUCUCCUGGCUCAACUAUCCUUCUGCGCAGACAACAUCAUCCCUCACUUCUUUUGUGAACUUCUCCCCCUGUUGAAACUCUCCUGUUCCAAUACUUAUGUCAACCAAUGUGUGCUGAUAUACUGGGGAGGGGCAUUAACCAUCCUGAUCCCCUUGCUAAUCAUAAUUUCUUACAUCCGCAUUGUGGCUGCUAUUGUGAGAAUCCCAUCAGCAAGUGGGAAGUGGAAGGCCUUCUCCACUUGCGGCUCCCACCUCUCAGCUGUGUGCUUGUUCUAUGUGUCUGCCAUUGGGGUGUACUUCAUUCCCUCCACUGAUGAUUCUGCCAGCAAGGACAGGAUUGCAGCUGUGAUGUAUGCUGUGGUGACCCCCCUGCUGAACCCAUUCAUCUACAGCCUGAGAAACAAAGACAUGAAGAGUGCCCUGGGGAGACUUCUGAGCCGAAGGGCACUGUGAUCUCUGUGAGGCCAGAGGUAUCAUUUGGGGAAUUCAGGGGAAAUCAGCUUAUAGAGUUAUCUUGCUAUCUAUAGCCACUUGCUAGCUUUCUAAUCUAGAGCAAAUUAAAUAACUUCAUUGGGCCACAAUUUCCUCACCCAUAACAGGACGUAACAAACUAUUCUCUAUCAUGCAGUAAUUUGGAAAGGGUUAGAAGAAAAACUAUCUAUAUAAAUAUGUAAAUGUAUUUGUUCCAAGUCUUAUGGGUAGAUCUUCAUUACCUUCAACAAUAUUCAGUAUGUACCUCUGAAGUAAAUAUUUGCAUUGCACAGAAGAAAAAACAAACGCUCAAAAGGGUUCAAUUAUUUGCCCGAAGUUACACAGCUAAUAAGAGGCAAAGCUAGAAUUUGAACACAGAUAACUGAUUCCAAAAUGCAUACAUUUAAUAGCUACUCUAUGCCUAAAUAGAUGAAUCCACAUGUUCCUCU